GGCCCGGCCGGGUCGCGCGCAUGGCGUCGGCGGGCGCGCGGCGACUCCCCGGCGGGACGCGCGCGGCGGCCCAGCGCUGCUGCUGCGGCCUCCGGGCCCCGCCGGGCGCGCGCCCCGCCCCGCCCCGGGGCCCUCCGCGACCGCCGCGACCCCUGAGGUUUGUGAUCUCCAGCAGCCUCCUCUUGCCCCGGGCUGCCCGGGUCUUGGCGGCUGAGGCUGGCUCGCCGCCCAGCCGUUCUUUCAUGGGCUUUGCUGCCCCCUUCACCAACAAGCGCAAGGCUUACUCAGAGCGUAGGAUUAUGGGGUACUCAAUGCAGGAGAUGUUUGAAGUGGUGUCCAAUGUACAGGAGUAUCGCGAGUUUGUGCCCUGGUGUAAGAAGUCUUUGGUGGUAUCCAGCCGCAAAGGACACCUGAAGGCCCAGUUGGAGGUUGGCUUUCCACCUGUCGUGGAACGUUAUACCUCUGCUGUUUCCUUGGUCAAACCUCACAUGGUCAAGGCUGUCUGCACUGACGGCAAGCUCUUCAACCACUUAGAGACCAUUUGGCGAUUCAGACCUGGUAUUCCUGCCUACCCCCGAACUUGUACUGUGGACUUUUCGAUUUCCUUUGAAUUUCGUUCUCUGCUGCACUCCCAGCUGGCCGCCAUGUUUUUUGAUGAGGUUGUCAAAAAGAAUGUUGCUGCCUUUGAGCGCCGGGCAGCCACCAAGUUUGGUCCAGAAACAGCCAUCCCCCGUGAACUGAUGUUUCAUGAGGUGCACCAGACAUGAGGCAGAGGAUUGCUUCUUAGCCUUUCCUUUAGUGUUCCCCUCACUUAUUUAUUUCAUUUGACUCCUGCCCCUGAGAAGUGUUCAUAAUACUGUUCCCAGAAAUUGUACUCUGGGUUGGCUGGAAAUGCUGGGGCCAAGAAAAGGCAAAGGGAGGAGUAUGGAAAUGAGUCAUGCCAAAGGAAGGGUCAUGAGAGCACCGCCGGAUGCCUGAUGCCUGCAGCCUUCUCACACCCAAUUAUAAUGAGGACUAUGGGUUGCUCUGGGGCCCCAUCAAGGUGCCUUAAUGUCUAAUCAGGGAUGGUAACUUUUUAAGGAUUGAAUAAAUUGAGCUUUUUCCUCUGACAGGUACUAAUUUUUGCUUGCCCGAGAUGCAUCACAAGAUACCUGAGAUUUGCCCCUCAGCUUGAAAUCCCGAUGACCUCACUUUAAGAAUAUUCUCGGGCCUCCCCGGUGGCGCAGCGGUUGAGCGCUGGGUUGCGAAGCUGCGCGCGGCCUCUGCGGCGCCGGUUCGAUCCCCGGCUGCUCCCCGGCCACCGGAGGAGGGUCCCACAUGGCGCGCGGACCUCUCCUGCCGCCCGCUGCUCCCCUCAGCAGUGUACUUCG
Molecule: messenger RNA, 1370 nt
Organism: Talpa occidentalis (Iberian mole)
Lineage: Eukaryota; Metazoa; Chordata; Mammalia; Eulipotyphla; Talpidae
Gene: COQ10A
Product: coenzyme Q10A
Exons: 5
Coding region: 21-767 (248 amino acids)
Biological process (GO): ubiquinone biosynthetic process; cellular respiration
Cellular component (GO): mitochondrion
Molecular function (GO): ubiquinone binding
Source: RefSeq, a predicted model, not a curated record